Candidula unifasciata is the source of this 1452-nucleotide messenger RNA. The record is from the annotation of a GenBank genome assembly. Lineage: Eukaryota; Metazoa; Mollusca; Gastropoda; Stylommatophora; Geomitridae.
AGCGAAUGGCCUUCUGUGAAAUUGUUACCUCGACUAACGACUAACGAAAUAUCAUCAAAUCCAGGGAGACAACACAAGUGCCUGCGAUGGUUGAAGACAAAUCUGUUCCUGCUGCUGACGUUUGCUGGGAUUAUAACAGGGCUCAUUCUUGGCCUGACUGUCAGGAUAGCCCGCCCGGGCACUGAUACUUUGCUGUGGAUCGGUAUGCCAGGAGAGCUGUACAUGAGAAUACUUCAAGCAAUGAUACUGCCACUGAUUAUCUGUACAGUGAUAGAUGGAACAGCCAACACUGAUCCCAAGUCUAACGGACGUAUCGGACUGGUCACCAUGACUUACAUUAUGGUCACCAACAUCCUGGGUGUUGUUGUGGGCAUCUCGUUGUGUCUUGCCAUCAGCCCAGUUGUUCCUGACACAAGAAACCUUCGAACUGUCGACAUCUUUGCUGACUUCAUCAGGAACAUAUUUCCAGACAAUAUCGUGGCAGCGACCAUGUUGAUGGCUCAGACAAAGUACACACAGAAAGAGGUGUUGGUACAGACAAACCUCAGUGGUCUUGUGGCUAACACUACCUCGGUACAACUCAUAAGAUCCAUGACCACUGUACCAAGUACAAAUUUACUAGGUUUACUUGUUAUCAGUGCUUCUAUCGGCAUUGCGGCAUCGCAGGUAGGGGAGCAGGCUCGCCCAUUCAUCGACUUCUUCAGCGCAGGAGCUAGAAUUAUCUACAAGCUGUUUAACUGGGCGAAAUGGUCAACUCCUGUGGGUGUUGCAAGUUUAAUUGCUCAUGCCCUGAUCAAGGUAGGGAACAUCCAAACCGCCUUCUCCUCUGUGGGUAUGUUCCUGACCACAACCAUAGGAGGUUGCCUGAUAUAUCAGUGGGUGGUCCUGCCUAUCAUCCUUCUGGCUGUCACUAGAAGAAACCCGUUGACGUUUAUGACUCACGCAGCUAAACCGUGUUUGCUUGCUUUUGGACCCGCCAGCUCAACGAUUCCAUUACCCGAAAUGAUCCGGGUAUCAGAAGAAGUCUACGGGGUAGAUCCUAGGGUGGCCGGAUUUACCCUUCCAUUCUGUGUCACCCUAAACAGAGACGCUAGCUGCCUGUUUAUCGCGAUCACCUGCCUCUUUGUGGCCCAGUUCGAAGGAGCAGAUUUGGGAACUGGAGAUGUAUUUAUCAUAGCAAUUUUAACAACCAUGUCUUCUUUGGCGAUUCCGGCGGUGCCAAGUUCCAGUGUCGUUGCUAUUCUCAUUAUACUGAGCUCACUAGGGAUCUCCACCACCAGCAUUGGCUUGGUCAUGGCUGUGGAAUGGCUGAACGACAGAGUACGGACAACAACGAACGUUUCAAGUCACAUGGUUGCAGCACUGGUCACGUGGAGGUUUUGUCGAGCAAGUAUGUCCAAGAGCGUCCCAGUUGCAGAGGUCCGUGUGUUCAGAGACGCUGAAGAUUUGUAA